Molecule: messenger RNA, 2665 nt
Organism: Engraulis encrasicolus (European anchovy)
Lineage: Eukaryota; Metazoa; Chordata; Actinopteri; Clupeiformes; Engraulidae
Gene: taco1
Product: translational activator of cytochrome c oxidase 1
Exons: 6
Coding region: 16-969 (317 amino acids)
Cellular component (GO): mitochondrion
Source: RefSeq, a predicted model, not a curated record
UGCAGGAUAUCCCGUAUGUGUGUGUCACCCUGUCAACAGCAGCCUUGUGGGAGAGCAAAGCUAUCAAGGGCAAUGUUGGGUAACGCCGGUGCUGUGUUGCUGAGGUCCUUGCCUCAAUCCUGCCGGGUAGCGCAGAGCCACGCAUCAAUGGUUCCGAGAAUCAGCUGUGUAACUGCAGUCUUCGCGAAAGUUUCCCGUGGGGAAUUACGGCCUGUCCGUAGCAUCCAUCACUCUCCGCCACUUUGCGCCGGUCACAACAAGUGGUCAAAAGUCAAAGAUGUGAAAAUCCCUCGAGAUCAUGAACGUGCACGAAUGAUGGCCAAACUGUCAAUGAUGAUUCGGGUUGCAGUAAGAGAGGGCGGUGCCAAUCCGGAGUAUAACGCCUCCCUGGCUCAGGUGAUAGAGCAGUGCCGCAGCAAAAACGUCCCUAAAGCCACCAUAGAGCACGCCAUCAAGGGAGCCGACCGCUCCAAGUCCAGUACGCAGCACCUGUAUGAGGUGAGGGGUCCGAGCGGCUUCAUGGCGCUGGUGGAGGUGCUGACCGACAACAGCAAACGCUCCAAUCAGGAGAUACGAUACCUGCUCAACAAACACGGGGCGGCGAUCUGUGACGGGGCGCGCCACAGCUUCUCCAAGAAGGGAGUUGUCAUGGCGACGCGUGGCGAGCUGUCCUCCGACCAGGCCCUGGAUCUGGCCAUCGAGGCUGGAGCCGAGGACGUCAAGGAGACUGAGGAUGAGGAGGAGAGAGCCAUGCUGCAGUUCAUCUGCGGCAUGGGCGAGAUGCGCGGCGUGCGUCAGGCGCUGGACAAGCUGGGCGUGAGCACGGUGUCGUCGGGCCUGGAGUACGUGGCCACCAUGGGAGCGCCGCUGAGCCAGGAGCAGCUGAGGGACGCACACACGCUACUGGAGGCCGUCAAAGACUACCCUGACGUGGUGCGGGUCUGGGACAACAUCGAGGCCCAGGACUAGAGAUGGAGAUGGGGGCAAUGAGUGGAUGGACUAAAGAGGCUUGAAUGGAUGGGGUGGAUUGAUGAAUGAAUGAAUGAAUGAAUGAAUGAAUGAAUGAAUCCAUGGAUUGAUGGAUUGAUAGAGGAGAAGAGUAACUUGGAGGAUGGAUGGAUGGAUGAAUGAAUGAAUCCAUGGAUUGAUGGAUGGAUGGAUGAAUGGAUAGUUGAACUAUGGUGAUGUGGGGCAAGUCUGGGACAAUUUUGAAACCAAGGACUAAGUGCCUGUCUGCAUCGUUCUCUGUCUCUCAUACAGUUUUCAGGCCGUCCAAAACGUUGCCUGUGCAUACACCCAGUUGCGUUCGGCACUUAAGUCCUUACCUGCGAACUAUCCGCAUUCAUACCGGGCUCUAAACUUUUCCCCACGUCACUGUGUAUAACCCAAAUGAACCAGCUGAUGUCCACAUUGUCGUCACGGUUCGAGGAGAAAAAAACAAGUACUUUCCGGUUUGCGAAUGCUAAGAUCUGCGGCAUGAACACGCCCGUCGGUUUGUGACUAGUUCGUGAUUAGGUGCGGGAACGGGCACCGGCACCGGCACAGUUCUCAGUCGGCCUGAACGCGCCAUCUGAGAAGUUAAGACAGAAGCAUGGGUGGAAGGAAGAUGAGAGAAGGAAAGAAGGACUCCUAAAUUGAUUGCUAUGAACGAAUAAAGGAUGGAAGGAAGGAAUGAAGGAGGGAAUGGAUGUAUGGAAUUGAUUGAUGAAUGGACAAACUGCUGUGCCCACUUGUGACAAAAAGCAACACACAUGGACUCAGUUAAGACGUUAGAACUUUAAGAUUCUGGAAGAAGACCAAUUCCAGAAUUUGGACAGAGAACAUGUUUGGAAUGUAAAAUCUUGAUCGGCUCUGUUGAGCUGAGAUUUAAGUUGACGAUCUGUUAGAGCUGAAUCAUCUACACCAGGGGUGUCAAACUGGUCAAAAACUAAAUCUGGGCCUAAAAUGGCUUAAAAUUGCCUAAAAUUGCACAAGCACGCACUUGAUAUUUGGAGGAAAAUUUCACAAGCUCUCAUUCCCAUCAUAAGUUAGUUAGUUGAAAUGUUCCUGUGCAAGUACAUAUAGUGUACUGUUGAACAAUUUUCGUGCUCAAGCCAUGUUAUUAUAUAUUAAUGGAGUAUGUGGGUCAACUAAUAGACAUCUGCAAAGAUCUUGCGGGCCAAAUAAAAUGACCCACAGGCCAGAUUUAGCCCCCGGGCCUGAGCUUGACAUCCCUGGUCUACACCUUGACGCUAGGACUGUAAAUGUCACAUGGGUCAAAGACGUCCAAAAAGGAACUGUCAUUCAGUGUAACGGAUACCUUCUGCUGACUGUAACUGUAAGAAACAUGACUCUUUUUAUUUUAUUUUUUUCCAGUGAAUUCAUGGAAGCCUCGGCUGUCAUCCAUUCACUUGAAACAAUUUAAAAAUCAUGUUUUUUUACAGUUACACUCAGCAGAAGGUAUCCGUUACACUGAAUGACAGUUCCUUUUUGGACGUCUUUGAUCCACAUCACUUAUUUAUGUUGGUAAAUCCACGUCACCCUGCUGUCAGGUAAGUGGACUGUGGGACAUGUCUUUCUGUUGCUGACUGCAGAGUUGAAUGGAUUCAACGGACUGAGAGAAUGAGUGAUUGCAGCCUGUACACAUUUAAUCUGCAUUCUGAAAAUAAAGAUUUUAGAGUCUCCU